Messenger RNA from Morchella sextelata, 708 nucleotides. RefSeq lists its product as uncharacterized. Lineage: Eukaryota; Fungi; Ascomycota; Pezizomycetes; Pezizales; Morchellaceae. The record is from RefSeq and is a predicted model, not a curated record. The transcript is spliced from 3 exons. The coding region runs from base 1 to 708 and encodes 235 amino acids.
AUGAAAUACCUCGGCCUCCUCUUCCUCUUCCCCUUCCUCACCACCGCCCACGUGCUCAUGUCCUCCCCGCCGUCGCUCGGCUACGCAAAGAACCAAUACGUAACCUCGCCCGACUACGACCUCAACUUCCCCAUCAAGGGCGCGCAAUUCCCGUGCAAGCAGUACCACAAGGACUUUGCGCGCGGCGCCGGGAGGAGCGUGGUUACCUGGCCGGCGGGGAGCAUGCAGAGUUUUAGGACUGAAGGUGCGGCGGUCCACGGCGGUGGCAGCUGCCAGGUGUCGCUGUCAUACGACGAGGGGAAGACCUUCCGCGUAAUCAAAUCCUGGAUCGGUAGCUCUCCCAUCCCCCGUCCCCCAUCCCCCGUCCCCCGUCCCCCAUCCCCCGUCCCCCGUUCCUGUCCCGCCGAAAACACGCCCUUCAACUUCGCCAUCCCGCCCUCGGCGCCCUCCGGCGCGGCCCUCUUCGCCUGGACCUGGUUCAACAAGAUCGGCAACCGCGAGAUGUACAUGAACUGCGCGGCCGUGACCAUCACGGGCGGCGGCAGCGGGUUCGCGAGCAUGGUGGACAACCCGCGCGUGUUUGUGGCGCAGAUCGGCACGAACGCGUGUACGGUGAAGGAGGGCGUGCCGGUGGACUUUCCGAGCCCGGGCGCGGUGGUGGUGAGGGGGGAGCGGGGGGCGCCGCCGAAUGGCACGGGGUGUGUGUAG